CGGCAGCAGCAGUCUGUCCUCAUCACUCCUUGUCUUUAUAUCUCCUCGCCUGGUCUCCUCGUCUGGUUUGUUGUUGUUGUUGUUUUUUCACAAAGGGAAAACACUGGAAAAUUCAUACUCUCUCAGGCUGGAUUCACUCGUUUUCACCAAUGGAUGGAGUUUAUUCCCCGGCAAGUACAGUGACUUCUUAAAAACUUCACACACUGUGCUGGGUGCUCCUCCUGAAGUUUUCCCCGGGAUGGAGCAGCGUGGAGGUGCAGGAGGAGGGGGAACAGAGAACCCUGGCCUUCAGGACCAUGACAGCCCGGACGAGAGAGGGGACAGCCCUGCCUCCAGUGGCCUCCCGCCGGGCAAACUGAGCCGCCUGGAGGUCAACGGCAGCCCGGCAAACCACCGAAGCCGACAGAACGGCACACCGCUGAGACCACUGGGAGGUUUGAUGAUCCCGGUCUACUGUGUGGUCGAGCAUGCGGACGUGGGCGUGGCUGGCGGUGACUACGAGGGACACGGUGACCGCCACGCUGAGUUUGUGUUGGUUCGUAAGGACGUCCUCUUCACGCAGCUGGUGGAGACGGCGCUGGUCGCUCUCGGGUACUCGCACAGCUCGGCCGUACAGGCACGUGGCAUCAUUAAAGUUGGCCGCUGGAAGCCAAUGCCCAUCCACUACCUAACAGACGCACCAGAGGCAACAGUGGCUGACAUGCUGCUGGAUGUUUACCACAUGGUUACACUGAGGAUCCUGCUGCACAGCUUUGCCCGGCUGGAGGAGCUGCCGUCAGAGCAGUGGACCCACGCCACAGUGAGGAACGCCCUCAAAGAGCUGCUCAGAGAGACCAACCAGAGCGCUCUGGCCAAGGAGUGCCCUCUCUCCCAGAGCAUGAUCUCAGCGAUAGUCAACAGUUCCUACUACGCCAAUGUUUCCACCUCAAAAUGCCAAGAGUUUGGACGCUGGUAUAAGAGGUACAAACGCAUCAAAGGUGAAUACAUUGAGAAGAUGUGGUCAGCGCAGGACAAAUCAGAUAUAAAAGUGGAGAGAGAUUUGGACCUGAACGUCAUCAGCCAGCGUCCUCCCUCCCUCUUACCCUCCCCGACCCAUUUGGGCACCGUCAGCGGCCCCGGAGCUCUUCCCAUCAAGAGCGGCCUCGGGGACGCCCAGACCGCCACCCAGCCUCACUGUCUGCCCCACCCCGCCGGCCAGCACCACCCCAGCCCUCCUCUGCGUCCCCAGGCCCCGCCGCUCCUGGGCCACAGCGGUCUCCUCUCCCCCCAGCUCUCCCCUCAGCUUGUCCGCCAGCAGCUCGCCAUGGCCCACCUCAUCAACCAGCAGCUGGCCGUCAGCCGCCUGCUCGCCCAUCAGCACCCGCAGGGAGUCAACCAGCAGUUCCUCAACCACCCGCCCAUCUCCAGGACCUGCAAGGGCUCCGGCGCCGUGGCCGAGCCCGGCCUCAACUGCUCGGGGGCCGAAGUGUCCUCCGACAUUUACCAGCAGGUCAGGAACGAGCUGAAGAGGGCCAGCGUUUCCCAGGCAGUGUUUGCUCGCGUGGCUUUUAACCGCACACAGGGUUUGCUGUCAGAGAUCCUUCGUAAGGAGGAGGAUCCUCGCUCGGCCUCCCAGUCGCUGCUGGUCAAUCUGAAGGCCAUGCAGAACUUCCUCAACCUGCCCGAGGGCGAGCGAGACCGCAUCUACCAGGAGGAGAGAGAGAGGAGCACCAACAGCAACCACAACCACUCCACCAACCACAUCUCCAACACCAACUCACACAGACACAUACAGACAAAGUGCAGCGUGUCAGGUGCAGAGCUGCCGCUGAAGCUGGAGUCGCUGGUGAACAUCACGUCUGGGAUCUACGAGGAGAUCCAGCAGGAGAUGAAGAGGGCGAAGGUCUCCCAGGCGCUGUUCGCCAAGGUGGCCGCCAAUAAAAGUCAGGGUUGGCUGUGUGAGCUGCUCAGGUGGAAAGAGAGCCCGAGCCCUGAUAACCGCACGCUGUGGGAGAACCUGUGCACUAUCAGGAGGUUCCUGGCGUUACCGCAGGCCGACCGAGACCAGGUCUACGAAGAGGAGUCGAGGCAGCAGCACAGCGACAGGCUUCACACCGUCCUCCACAUCUCAGACCAGCAGGCACUCCACAGACAGCCCCUGCCACCUCUGACAUCCCCAUCUCCAAUUCAUGAGGACCCACAGCCCGUCCCACUGCCGGUGCUGCACAGCUCAGAGGACGGGCCCCAGUGUGGGAUGAGCCCCGGCCUCGGGAGUGGAGGACCGAAGAAAGCCCGUUCGCGGACGCGGAUUUCCCUGGAGGCCCUGGGAAUCCUGCAGAGCUUCAUUGGCGACGUGGGCCUCUACCCCGACCAGGAGGCCAUCCACACCCUGUCGGCUCAGUUAGACCUGCCCAAACACACCAUCGUCAAGUUCUUCCAGAACCAGCGCUACAACGUCAAGCACCACAGCCAGGCCAGAGAAUCUGUCCCCGAGGAGGACGACAGGGAGAGCUCCAGUCCCAGCGAGGGGGGAAUCGGAGCGGUGGAGAGCCGAGGGGAGGAGGGCUUCUCUGCAUCCGAGGAGUCAAGUGAGGACGGGAGAGGAUCGGUGGAGGAGUUCAGAACAGAGAGAGGAGACAAAGGAGAGGAAAGAGAGGUGGAAAUGGAGGUGGAGAAGGAAGACGGAGGGGACGAUGGGAAAGCCUCGGGGCCAGCAACUUCCUCCCUGUCCCCCUACAGCAGCCUGGACAGCCCCCACUCUGCAGAGCAGCAGAGAUAACAGCACAGAGACCAGACCUGAGAGGAACAUUAGAUGGAAACAGAGGACACCAUCUAACUGUGAAGACCACACACAGAUAACCUGUGAAUAAACACACACAUUUUCAUCACUAUUAUCAUCACCAUCACCUUUGCCAGAGUUGAUGAUCAGAGCUCGUUAACAUCUGAGGAACUGUGGGAAAAUGUUGAUGUAAGGUUUGACUGAAAAAGGGACCUGAAGGCACCGCUGCCUUCAGACACUACCAGUAUUUUUAUUUUGAUGCUGUCAACACCCAGCUUCUGGUGAGGAUAGAAAAAGUAUCAAAUGACAUUAGCUCUUCACCACAUUCCACUGAAACACAGAUUACACAUUAAGACUAAAAUCUUUGAGUUGAUUUAGCCUUUGUUUUAAAGUGAUACUCCAUACAUAAACCAAGUGCUGCAGCACAAUCCACUUCAUUUAAAUACACAGCCUUCUUUGCAGUUAUCAUCAUACAGGGAGGCUGUGUAUUAACCUUACAGGAUUUUGACUUAAAGGUAUUCAUUUUCCGUACAGACAGUGCAGUGGAUUAUGCUGCAGGAAUGGAUUCGAUCAUUUGUUUCCAACCCACUAAAGCUGUUGUGUAAAACCACACAGAAAGAAUUGUUCUGGACAGAUAUUAGAAACAAACAUAAAGACACAUAGAGGAACUUCCAUCAGGUCAGAGGUGGAGACACUUGGUUCAUAUCUGUCUUGUCUUGUUGGGCUGAGAUGUCAUUAAAAUGGAGCCAAGGAUAAACUUACUGACACUGUACCUCAUGUGAAGGGCAUUCACCUUUGGGAAAUGGAGACAUGCAGGACAAUAGCACUAAAUCAUCCUUCCAAAAUGAAGCCAACUUUCUAUUCUACUUGUUUUUUAUAUAUAUAUAUAAUUUAUUGUCUGAGUGUCCUUCCCAUGAUGCUUUAAGAGGUCCCUACAUUGACUGAGCUGUAUGUGACACUAAAGCCUUUACUGACAAUAAAUACCCCCCACAUCAAUAUUUAUUACUAACUUUAUAUUUACUACAAUCAAAGUAUUAUUGUUGUAAUUAGUUUUGCUAUGACUUUCUUCAACAGAUGUCUUUGUAAAUGUGACAAAAAAGAUGACGAGCAAGUCUAAAGAAGUUUGAUCUCAGUGUUACACAUGUUCAGUUUUGAAAUCAUGAUCCUUUUAUUUGCUAUUUCUAAAACAGACUCGACAGUUUUCUAGAGGACAUUCAUGUACAUUAUGAUGUAAAUGUUGACGAUCCACCUGCAAAAGUGAAUCUGUCAUCAUGUGUGGGAUGCAACCACUGUCACUUUACACUGUCAUGUGUAUUUUGUGCCACAAAGGAACAGGGUAUGAAAACAGAUGAUUUACAUUUAUAGUCUGUUUGAGUUUGACAAUCACCUCUGUCCUGGACGGAGCGCACAACAUUUCCAAUUCGUUCCACUUUGAUGUUUAACCAUUGUUUGUUUGAUUCUGUUGUGGACGGGACAUGAAAAUCUGAUAAAACUUUUCCAAAGUA
Messenger RNA from Lates calcarifer (barramundi perch), 4263 nucleotides. RefSeq names its product DNA-binding protein SATB2. The transcript has 12 exons. NCBI's taxonomy places the organism in Eukaryota, Metazoa, Chordata, Actinopteri, Centropomidae. The record is from RefSeq and is a predicted model, not a curated record. Bases 239 to 2758 code for a protein of 839 amino acids. Gene Ontology annotation, biological process: chromatin remodeling; regulation of transcription by RNA polymerase II. Gene Ontology annotation, molecular function: DNA-binding transcription factor activity, RNA polymerase II-specific; RNA polymerase II cis-regulatory region sequence-specific DNA binding.